AUGCGAGAGUUACUACAAAAACCUACUCUCGAUACUGAAGAUGCUCCUGAUACUAAUAUGAAUGCUCCCGAUACUAGUGUGAAUGUGAGAGUUACUACAAAAACCUACUCCCGAUACUGA
Molecule: messenger RNA, 120 nt
Organism: Dentiscutata erythropus
Lineage: Eukaryota; Fungi; Glomeromycota; Glomeromycetes; Diversisporales; Gigasporaceae
Source: the annotation of a GenBank genome assembly